CGCACGUCAGUUGCGGUCGACAUUUUGGAUCCGGAUGGUGUAGGAUCUAACGUUGUAUUAACAAUAUUUGAGUUGAAAUAAUCCUUCACUUCACAUUUGCAGUGCCUUGGAUUAAAGUUAAUUAGCCAACAUGACUCAAGCGUUACCUAUACGCUUCCAGGAGCAUUUACAGCUCACCAAUGUGGGGAUUCAGCCAUCAAACAUCUCCUUCAACACGCUCACCAUGGAGAGCGACAAGUUCAUCUGCAUCCGUGAGAAGAGCACCGAGGCAGCCCAGGUGGUCAUCAUUGACAUGGCAGACCCUACCAACCCCAUCAGGAGACCCAUCUCAGGCGACUCUGCCAUCAUGAAUCCUGCCUCCAAAGUUAUUGCUCUCAAAGCUCAAAAGACAUUGCAGAUCUUCAACAUUGAGAUGAAGACUAAGAUUAAAGCUCACACCAUGGACCAGGAAAUCACCUUUUGGAAGUGGAUCUCAGCCAACAAGCUUGCGCUUGUAACCGAAAAUGCCGUAUUCCACUGGAGCAUGGACGGCGACGCUCAGCCCACGAAGAUGUUUGACCGGCACAGCAGCCUAAACGGCAGUCAGAUCAUCAACUACCGCACGGACUUGAAGCAGAAUUGGCUUCUGCUCAUCGGCAUAUCAGCGCAGCAGAACCGAGUUGUGGGCUUCAUGCAGCUCUACAGCGUCGAGAGGAAGGCUUCACAGCCCAUUGAUGGACAUGCAGCUGCUUUCACCCAGUUCAAGAUGGAAGGCAACCCAGAAGAGUCAACUCUGUUCUGCUUUGCUGUGCGUAACGCUCAAGGCGGCAAGCUGCACGUCAUUGAGGUGGGCCAACCAGCCACCGGCAACCAGCCCUUCACCAAGAAAAAUGUGGACGUCUUUUUCCCUGCCGAAGCUCAGAAUGACUUCCCUGUUGCCAUGCAGGUGAGCGAGAAGCACGGCGUGAUCUACUUGAUCACGAAGUACGGCUAUGUGCAUCUCUACGAUAUUGAGAACGGCACGUGCAUCUUCAUGAACCGCAUCAGCGGCGAUACCAUCUUCGUGACGGCGCCGCAUGAGGCCACCAGCGGCAUCAUCGGCGUCAACAGGAAGGGACAGGUGCUGAGUGUGAGCGUCGACGAGGAGAACAUCAUCCCAUAUAUCAGCAAUGUGCUGCAAAACGCUGACCUGGCGCUGCGCAUGGCGACACGCAACAACCUUGCUGGUGCUGAGGAGCUUUUUGUGCGCAAGUUCAACACGCUUUUCCAGGGCGGCCAGUACAGUGAGGCGGCAAAGGUGGCCGCGAACGCCCCUAAAGGGAUCCUGAGGACGCCUCAAACAAUUCAAAAGUUCCAGCAAGUCUCGGCUCAGCCUGGCCAGACCUCCCCUCUUCUUCAGUAUUUUGGUAUCUUGUUAGACCAGUCACAUCUCAACAAAUUUGAAUCUCUUGAGCUAUGUAGACCUGUUCUUAGUCAGGGCCGGAAAAAUCUGCUGGAAAAGUGGCUUAAGGACGACAAGUUAGAAUGCUCAGAGGAGCUUGGAGAUCUCGUCAAGCAAACUGAUCCCACUCUUGCAUUAUCCGUGUAUCUGCGAGCUAAUGUACCUAACAAAGUCAUUCAAUGUUUUGCUGAGACCAGCCAGUUCCAGAAGAUAGUGCUUUAUGCUAAGAAGGUUGGCUACACGCCAGACUACAUCUUCCUGCUGCGCAACGUGAUGCGCGUCAACCCUGACCAGGGCCUCGCUUUUGCUCAGAUGCUCGUUCAGGAUGACGAGCCUAUGGCGGACGUCAGCCAAAUCGUUGAUAUUUUCCUGGAAUCGAACCUCAUUCAGCAGUGCACUGCUUUCUUGCUCGAUGCUCUCAAGAAUAACCGUCCCACUGAAGGGCCUCUGCAAACUCGCCUGCUGGAGAUGAACCUGGUCUCGGCCCCGCAAGUGGCUGACGCCAUCCUUGGCAAUCAAAUGUUCACUCACUACGACCGUGCGCACAUCGCUCAGUUGUGUGAAAAAGCUGGUCUGCUGCAGCGCGCUCUGGAGCACUAUACGGACAUGUACGACAUCAAGAGGGCCGUGGUCCACACCCAUCUCCUCAACUCUGAGUGGCUUGUGAAUUUCUUUGGCUCUCUGUCGGUCGAAGAUUCUCUAGAGUGCCUCAAAGCGAUGCUAACAGCCAACUUGCGCCAAAACCUUCAAAUCGUCGUGCAAAUAGCCACUAAAUAUCACGAGCAGCUCAGUACCAACGCUCUCAUCGACGUUUUCGAGUCUUUCAAGUCAUUUGAAGGGCUCUUCUAUUUCUUGGGGUCUAUUGUCAACUUCUCUCAGGAGCCAGAAGUGCAUUUCAAGUACAUCCAGGCAGCAUGCAAGACAGGGCAAAUUAAAGAGGUGGAGAGAAUCUGCCGCGAGAGCAACUGCUACAACCCCGAGCGCGUGAAGAACUUCCUGAAGGAGGCCAAGCUGACAGACCAGCUGCCCCUGAUCAUCGUCUGCGAUCGUUUCGACUUCGUGCACGAUCUUGUGCUAUACCUCUACCGCAACAACCUUCAGAAGUACAUCGAGAUCUACGUGCAAAAGGUGAACCCAUCGCGCCUGCCGGUGGUGAUCGGAGGUCUGCUGGACGUGGACUGCGCCGAGGACGUCAUCAAGCAGCUCAUCCUGGUGGUGCGCGGCCAGUUCUCCACCGACGAGCUCGUCGAGGAGGUGGAGAAGCGCAACAGACUGAAGCUGCUUCAGUCGUGGCUGGAGUCGCGCGUGCACGAAGGCGUCACGGAGAACGCAACCCACAACGCCAUAGCCAAGAUCUACAUCGACGCCAACAACAAUCCUGAACGCUUCCUCAAGGAAAACCAGCACUACGACAGCAAAGUUGUUGGCAAGUACUGCGAGAAGCGCGACCCGCACCUAGCGUGCAUCGCGUACGAGCGCGGCCACUGCGACCGUGAGCUCAUCAACGUGUGCAACGACAACUCGCUCUUCAAGAACGAGGCUCGCUACCUCGUCCAGCGCCGGGACCCUGAACUCUGGGCCGAGGUGCUCCAGGAGACCAACCAGUACCGCCGUCAGCUCAUCGACCAGGUUGUUCAGACGGCCUUGUCAGAGACUCAAGACCCAGAGGACAUCUCUGUUACUGUGAAGGCUUUCAUGACCGCUGACCUGCCCAACGAACUCAUCGAGCUGCUCGAGAAAAUCGUACUGGACAACUCUGCUUUUAGUGACCACAGGAACCUGCAGAACCUGCUGAUCCUCACAGCGAUCAAGGCUGACCACACUCGCGUCAUGGACUACAUAACUCGACUGGACAAUUACGAUGCCCCCGAUAUCGCCAACAUUGCCAUCAGCAGCCAGCUCUACGAGGAGGCCUUUGCCAUCUUCAAGAAGUUUGAUGUCAACACUUCUGCAAUUCAGGUCUUGAUCGAGCACAUCACAAACCUGGAUCGCGCCUACGAGUUUGCUGAGCGCUGCAACGAGAGCGCCGUGUGGAGUCAGCUCGCCAAGGCUCAGCUGCAGCAGUCACUCGUCAAGGAGGCCAUCGACUCUUACAUCAAAGCUGAUGAUCCUACUGCUUAUAUGGACGUGGUGCAGACCGCCUCACAAACCGGUCAAUGGGAAGAUCUUGUGCGGUACCUGGUGAUGGCUCGCAAAAAGGCACGUGAGUCCUACGUUGAGAGCGAGCUGGUUUAUGCCUACGCCAAAACAAACAGAUUAGCUGACCUGGAGGAGUUCAUUGCUGCUCCAAACCACGCCGAUAUUCAGAAAAUCGGUGACCGGUGCUUCGAUGAAGGCAUGUACGAGCCUGCCAAGCUCCUGUACAACAACGUGAGCAACUUCGCCCGUCUGGCCAUCACGCUGGUGCAUCUCAAGGAGUUCCAGGGCGCCGUCGAGAGCGCCAGGAAGGCCAACAGCACACGCACGUGGAAGGAAGUCUGCUUCGCCUGCGUCGACAACGAGCAGUUCCGUCUCGCUCAGAACUGCGGUCUGCAUAUCGUCGUGCAUGCUGACGAGCUCGAAGACCUCAUCAACUAUUAUCAGGACCGUGGUCACUUCGCUGAGCUGAUCAACCUGCUGGAAGCGGCACUCGGGCUCGAGCGCGCCCACAUGGGCAUGUUCACUGAGUUGGCCAUCCUCUACUCCAAGUACAAGACCGAGAAAAUGAGAGAGCAUCUCGAACUUUUCUGGUCUCGCGUCAAUAUUCCUAAGGUGCUGCGCGCCGCUGAACAAGCACACUUGUGGGCGGAGCUGGUGUUCCUGUAUGACAAGUACGAGGAAUACGACAACGCCGUGCUCACCAUGAUGAACCACCCCACCGAGGCCUGGAGGGAGUCACACUUCAAGGACGUCGUCACAAAAGUUGCCAACAUUGAACUUUACUACAAGGCCAUUCAAUUCUACCUGGACUACAAACCCAUGCUGCUGAACGAUCUGUUGGUGGUGCUGUCCCCUAGAAUGGACCACACGCGCGCUGUCAACUUCUUUGCUAAGAUGGACCACCUGAAAUUGGUAAAAGGUUACCUACGUUCUGUUCAAAAUCUCAACAACAAAGCCAUCAACGAGGCUCUGAACUCUCUGCUCAUCCAAGAGGAAGAUUACACCGGUCUACGCACUUCCAUUGAUGCCUUCGAUCAUUUCGAUACUAUCGCCCUGGCCCAGAGCUUAGAGAAGCAUGAGCUCAUCGAAUUCAGACGUAUUGCUGCAUAUCUAUACAAGAGCAAUAACCGAUGGAAGCAGUCUGUGCAGCUGUGUAAAAAAGACAAGCUAUACAGAGACGCUAUGGAGUAUGCUGCCGAGUCAAAGACAUCUGAUAUUGCCGAGGAAUUGCUCGCGUGGUUCCUAGAGGAGGGCAAUCAUGACUGCUUCGCUGCAUGUCUCUUCCAUUGCUACGACCAGCUCAACCCUGACGUCAUCCUGGAGCUUGCAUGGCGCCAUAACAUCAUGGACUUUGCCAUGCCUUACCUCAUCAACGUCAUGCGAGAGUAUGUUGGCAAGGUCAAUAAGCUCGAGGAUGCCGAGAACAAGAGGAAAGAGGAGAGCGAUACGACAGAGAACAAGCCCAUGAUGAACAUGAUCAAUGAGCCGCAGCUCAUGAUCACGGCGGGCCCCGGCGGGCUGCCCCCAGGCUACGCCAACGUUGCUUAUACCAACAACGUCGGUUACGCCCCUCACCCCGGCGCCAUGCCGUCGUACCAGGGAUACGGCGUGUAACCUUUGUCUUCAUCAACUAUUACAUUAGCUCCCUUUGACUUAGCGUUACCAAGCCGGCUGAAGUUGGUGCAAUUGUUACUGAGUUCGUGUUAGAUUUGUGUUGAAGCUUGUUCAAACUUAAUAUUUUCCUGAAUUUUUAUUAUGAAUGAUUAUUAUUGGUUCAGUUAUCCACCGUGUAUAUCUACAGAGUAUUGGCUGGGAUUUCACCGUCCAAAAGCUAUUUCAUCAUUCCUGUUUAGAUGGAUUCAUGUUGCAUGUGAAAUGACAGCUUCCUUCCUUUGCCGCGACCUACACGAGUCCUGAAUACGCUGCGCCAUCUUUGCAUGUUUUUCAUGCCCACGCUUUGCAGUAUGGCCAUGUAAAUUAUUAUUUUUUUCAUUUCGGGAUAACUUUCCUUUAUAUUUACCCCAGCGGUGGGAGGAACGUUACUCGUUUCCGAGACGUUCUCGGCUGUAGUGCCGGCUUGUGUAUUGCAUGGUAUUGUUUAAUUUCGUAUUUAUUUUGAAUGAACGUAGUUAUUUCAGCUCAUUGCAAACUCACUUCACCUCACGCUCAGUGCAACUUCCUUCCCUUCUUUUUUUGCAUUAAAUUAUUUAUUCGUCAUUACAAAUGAUAGCAGGAGUGUGGAGUGACGCAAGGUUGUCCGUCGUUGUUUUCAUUUGCUGUUAUCGCUGUUUUAAAGCAAUCACUGAGCAUUUCCUAACUGUAGCCUUGUAUCUCGGCAACAUUUAUGCAAGGGGAAAUACGUAGAUGCGCUCGAUUGUUUUCGUUGCUAUUGACACGCGAUCUUCUUAUUGACCAGAAAUUGAAUCCUGGUGUUAACGACCGUAACAAGGAGUAUACUGAUGACACCUAUUCAAUAUGGAAUAUCAGAAAAUAUUUAAGAAUGUAAUUGUUUUAAAGUUGCUGUUGAAAUCAUGGUCAAAGUUGUAGUCUCUUCAAUCAAUGGAUCAUAAUUCAAAUGUGACUGGCACCAUGUAUAAAGUACAUCAUUUAGUUUCUGUCAUUUGUAGUAUUGAUGCUAUUACGAGUUUUGUUUCAUUCUUCUCUCUCUCACCGACGGUCGCGCUAUUAGGUCUCUUAAUUUAUCCAAUCUACUCUUUCACGGCACUCUCACCACAUCACUCGGGACUGAAUUAUCUUGUUCGUCAUAUUGUUACUAUAAGGCAUGCCGUUCUCUUAGCAUGCCUCCUUCUUCUCAAACUGUGUUGACGGGUUCUCAUAAGCGAUCAAUGCUCCCUUCAGGAAGCACCAAGGUGUUGAUGCGGAAUUCAGUCGUCAUAUCCCAGCGUUGCAUUCAUUAAAAGUGUAUUUCCGAGCACCUGCCCAGAAAGUAGUAGCCAUGCUGCGUCGAUAAAACUUGUAUCCUCAAACCGAUUAAUUCGAGUUGUAGCCUGGGACUUGAUCCACUCCUUUUUAGAGUUUUAGUCGUCCUUCACUAUUUACUGGGAGGAGCUAUGGUUUUGACGUAUUAGGAGUUAUAUUCUUGGCUGCAUUUACUGAAAGGAGUUGUAGCGUUACUGCGUCUGUAUAAAGCAAAGGUUUUGAUGUAGUUUGGUGUAGAUGGCGCACCCAAUCUUGUAGAGCCGUCGAGUGCGCGCCUCCUAACAGGUCGCCCUGUGUUCACCUGCCGAGUGUUUCAUAUUGUAGCGAGACGGUCAUUGCUCUGUGGCUACAUGGCGUGCUGUUAGUAUAUCUGCCAACUGUGAACCUGAAGUAGGCUAUUAUUAUUAUUAAAAUCCUUGUUGUAGUCCUAAGAAUUGUAAUUAUUUGUUUGCUGCAAUGGAAUUUACUUGAUUGUAUACAUGAGAGUUUUCGAUGGUGGGCAGAUGCUGCUAGCUUCUAUCGUAAUAGUUCUUGCUGCUAUUGCUCCUGACAUGUGGUAUGGAUGCUAGGAUGCUCUUCGUUCACAAUGUGACCCAUCCUUGUUGCAGUCUGAUAGUCUUACAUUCCUGAACGACGCGGUGCUCUCCUGAGGUCUCUUCUCGGGUUGCCUCGUGAUGGCACAGCUUUAGUGUCGUCGCUCUGCGUGACUCUGGCUGCGACAUUGUUGCAGCUGUGUUCAUUAAAAUUUUGUUCUCGCUGGAGCGUUCUCUUAUUAUUAGUAGUAGUAGUCCUUGUGAGUUAUAUUGAUUUGCUGAGACUUCUUCGUCUUUACAUUAAUUGUAUCCUCCCAUGUCAAUCUCAAAGCGUUCAUCACUCUUGAAUUGUACCGCGUGUCGAUGACGUGCUGACUUAUAUGGUUAAUUUGCCGUCGUUUUGUGAAACAAUUGUUAUAAAAUGAGGCUGCUCUCGGUUGCGCUGUCCAGAUGAUGUCUUGCACCAUAAAUUUGUACAGCUGUUGCAGUUGUGGCUGAUUGCCUUCUUAGUUAUCCAGCUAUCGCUUCAUCAACCGCGUUGAGCGAGCUUGACUUCUAUGUUGACUUUCAUCUUCAUUGAUGCAUGGCAAACAAACGUGGACGCCUCUAGUGACCUUCAUACACAAUUGAGAGUACAUCUCGCAUGCAUGCGUGGCUACUGUAGAGCGAACGUACAUUGUUGAGAUUUGUUAUGGGCGCUCGCCAUAGGCGUCGGUCUGUAGAACUCGUGAAGAAUUCAUUCUACGCCAGGCACUGCGCCGGCUGUUCUGGAGGCAAGCUAUCUUCACAAUCGGCCACUUCCUCCUUUAUAAAUUUCCCUCUCUUCCUGUCUCUAGAUCUUUAUGGGCUCUACUUAACAUUCGAACACUUCAUAGUUGUUUCUGUCUUAUUUUGGAAUGGAUUUAUUUUAGUUGGAAAUUAUGCUUCUUAUUCAUAACGAUAUUAAUCCCAUUAUGAAAAUUUGUAUUGUAGAUGUCUAUAACAGAAAUCAUACUUGAAAAUUAUUUAUAGAAGUCGA
Hyalella azteca is the source of this 8050-nucleotide messenger RNA. It is a transcript of the gene Chc, whose product is annotated as clathrin heavy chain 1. The transcript is spliced from 23 exons. Gene Ontology annotation, biological process: intracellular protein transport; receptor-mediated endocytosis. Gene Ontology annotation, cellular component: clathrin coat of coated pit; cell cortex; clathrin coat of trans-Golgi network vesicle. The coding region runs from base 131 to 5173 and encodes 1680 amino acids. The record is from RefSeq and is a predicted model, not a curated record. Gene Ontology annotation, molecular function: clathrin light chain binding; structural molecule activity. Lineage: Eukaryota; Metazoa; Arthropoda; Malacostraca; Amphipoda; Hyalellidae.